ACUUUUAUACAAUGUCUGAAAUUUUUACUCCAGACGACGAGUCGAUUGACGGCUCAGAGUCUGGGAUCGUCUCCGAACAGGUCAUGAUACUUGCCAACAGCAUUCUAGCAGAGUUGCAAAGAGUCAUGGAUACGUACGCGGUCGAGGCGCACGAUUUUACACAACUAACAGGCCUCAUUACGUCAGCUCUGGAAGAACUGGACUUCUCUCUAACCGAAAAGAGCAAAGCGUCGUUUCAAUUAGAACAGAUGGAAAUCGAAAUGGCACAGCUGCUGCAGCGCUUGAACGAGGAACGAGAAUCUAGACAAGCAACAGAUGAGCGUUAUAUUUCUCUGGAAGAUAGUUAUGGAACGGAGAGACGAAAACUGCUCAGCCAAGUACAGCAAGUACAGAAUGAGAACAAACAGCUGGUUAGCAAACUGCAAACAAAAGCUGACCAUGUGGCUCGGCUGGAAGAGGAACGUGAUGAUAUAAAUAGAAGAUAUCAAGAGCAUAAUGCAAAACAUACAGAGGAUAUUGGACGAUAUCUGAGGAAGAUAGAACAGCUGCAGGCGACUGAAGAUGCUUUACGGCAGAGGACGACUAGUGUAGUUCAAAAGCGUUUUCGGUCAUCAUCCACAUUAUCUUCAUCAUCACAGAGUAAAGAACGUAGUCUUAGUCAGAAGGCUACAGAUGUAAGUCCUCUUGUCACAAGUCCAACAGAGCCACCUAAGCUGAAUGAUGAGGAAUGCAGCAGUGAAAAGGCUAGUGAACCUGCUGCUCCAAGCUCAGUUACACGAGGCUGGAAGGAAGAAAUGAUGUCUCCUACAACUGAUCUGUUAGGCAAUGGUGCCUCUACAUCACUUCAUAAUGUCAUACAAGAUAUGGAGACUAGACGUGCACAAAUUGAUCAAGAAGAUGAAAAAUUGUAUGCUGUUGAACAAGAGGAAAUAGUCGAUGAGAAACAAAACACUGCAUCCCUCAGUGAAGAACUGUUGCUCAGUAACGAGCCUGCACCUCAUGUGGAGCAAGUGAAGCAGCUGAUGAGUGAGGCACAAUUGUUAGAAACACAAAGACAGAAACUCACAUCAAAGAACAGUUCACUAACAGUACAAAUUGAAGAGCUUCAAAGUGAGGUCGUCAAACAAAAAACUGAGAUUCAGAUGAAAGAAGCAAAUGAACAACUUUUGGAACAUUGCAUUGAACAUCUGAAAGGAGAAAUUCGAAGAUAUAAAGAAGCUGAAAAGAAAGGGUCUGUUGGAGACGCUGAUGGCAGUAAAAAGAAAGGAGUAUUGAGCUACACUAAGACUGAGCUGGAUUCUGUUCUAAGGCAAUAUCACUUUUAUAAAGAGAAAUGUCAUGAUCUUCAAGAAGAGCUGCAGAGAACAAGAGCUGCUGCUUUGGCAUCUUCACAACGACAUCAGUCUGGCAUCAGGAAGCUGCUUUCUCGUCUCUUUACUAAGAUAAGUGGGAGCUCUUCUCCAGCUCCUCGUCGUGCAGACAGAACCUUAGCGAGUCCACGAGCUGACCCUUCUGUGCACAGGAGGCAGAAAGAGAAUCUGAAACUUCUAUCUGCUUCGAUGACUACUGCUCCAUGGACUGUUAUUGACACUGACUCUUUUGUUAUUACCAACAGCUGGAAGGUUGGUCAUGGAGGAAUAAUAGAUCCCACAGCUCCUGCUCUUCCCAUGUAUCACAGUUCUGUGCCUGUCCCUGAGGCUGGUGUCUUGCUUCUAAGUUCAGUGUCUGUGUGUUGUCCUUGUGAGCCAGUUUCGUCAGUUGCAGAGUUGCAGACUGUACCUCAUCGAGUGUUCAUUUGGACAGCUACAUUCAACAACGACGAGGCAUCUCAAAUCCAUGUUGUUGAUGUCACAGUUCCAAUGCAAGCAAAAGUUACCGAGUCAUUCCUUGUCAGUGAUUCUAAAGUUCCGACAAUGGUAUUUGUUCCUACAAUAGCAGCAAGAGCUCACUCUGGAUCGAGUGCGGGCUCUGAAACAACAGAAUCUCUGCGUAGCAAUGAUUCAUCCAGGGAAAGUUAUGAUAGUCAUGAACAAGGAAAGAGACGGUCUUACAGAGCAUCAUCUUUGACAGCUUCUGAAGUUGAAAAUCAUCCAUUGAUGCCUCCUAGAUUAGUGAAAGAUGCUAAUGAGUACGUGGCAAAAACGUUUUACCACUCGUCCAUUUGGGUUGGUACGGAGUCAGGAUGGAUUUACAUCUACUCAACUAUAUCUGAUCCUGGCAGACAACUUCUUGUACAAGACAUGGACCAUCCUGUACAAUGCAUUAGGUUUCUGUUCGACUCCGUCUUUGUUGGAACAAGUGAUGGAACACUAGCUAUGUUUAAAUCGUGUUCAACUGCUUGUUGUGGUUGGGAUCUCUCAAAUCAUAAACGACUUCCAUUGGAUUCCAAGUCGUCUCUCGUUUUGUCAGUCUGUAUGGAGGCUGUUGAUGAUCAGUUGUGGGUUGGAUGUAGCAAUAUGAUCAAUAUAGUUGACCCUGUUACAUUCGUUGUCAAGACAUCAUUUUCUGUUCGAAAUCGACUUAGUAGCGAUGUUUCUGGAAUAUGCUGUAUAGGUAAAGUCGUGUGUGUUUCCAUGCACCGUAGUCCGCAGCUCUUCUUCUUACAUGCACACGGCACGCAGCUACUUCAAGAAAUUGAUAUCACUGGACUAUGCAAUCUGAUUGAUUGUGAACCUGCUGCACCUCUUCAUCAGCCAUAUGUAAGUUGUAUGUUGUCAGUCAACCAACAGAUAUGGAUAGGCACAGCUAGUGGUGUUGUUAUGAUCCUGCACUUGAAGAAUGCUAAACUAAAUCACUAUGAUUUACACACUGGCACUAAUCACGGUCACAAUGAAUUGGGAGACCGACAUAAUCGAACGACUGAUCAGCAAUCUGUCAAAGGAGCGCCCUUUACUGCAAUCUGUAGUUACGAAGAUGCUCAAAUGUCCUGCUUUGGUCACUUAAAUGGUGUCCGCUGUCUGUUGGCUGUUACUGCAGAGGACAUACUGAAGUGCACGAUGAGAGACAUUACAGGCUCAUUUGAAUCUGAUGAUGCCAAGCAAUUUAGUUGGAUGUUUAGUGGUGGUUAUGGAUUCGUUGACCUUCAACUGAAAGAUACUGACGAACGAAACAAGCGAAGACGGUUGUCUGGUGUUCCAUCGACUCCUACAUUACGGCCAGUAACUGGUAAAUUAGCUCAUAACCAGAGAGGGUAUUGCCCCGAUUCGAGAUAUGACAGCCAGCAGUUCUUAUUCUGGAAAUUAUAAUGUGCACUCUAGAUACAUUUCUUAGUAAUUUGUAACACAGACUGAGCAACUUUUAUUUGUACUGUUUAACUAACAAGCUUUUUGAGGCACUG
Corticium candelabrum is the source of this 3337-nucleotide messenger RNA. RefSeq lists its product as uncharacterized. NCBI's taxonomy places the organism in Eukaryota, Metazoa, Porifera, Homoscleromorpha, Homosclerophorida, Plakinidae. Bases 12 to 3245 code for a protein of 1077 amino acids. Gene Ontology annotation, molecular function: kinesin binding; JUN kinase binding; signaling receptor complex adaptor activity. Gene Ontology annotation, cellular component: cytoplasm. The transcript is spliced from 21 exons. Gene Ontology annotation, biological process: vesicle-mediated transport. The record is from RefSeq and is a predicted model, not a curated record.